AAAAUGGCGCUGACAGCGCUGCCACUGCAAGAACACUUCCUUUUUCACCAAACGUGCUGAUUUGACGAGCAUCAGAUAUGCCUGCUGUCGCUAAGAAGCCAGCCGAGGGGAAAAAACUCCCCGCGGUGCCAGAAUCUAAGCUCAAAGUAGCCAAAACUUUGGUCUCGAGGAAGGAUCGUGCCGUGAAGCUGAGACUAAUCAAGAAGUCAAAGGCUCUGUGGAGGAAACGAGAGAACUUCCGUCGGGCUGAGCAGUAUGCCCGUGAGUACAAGAAGAAGGAGAGGGAGAUUAUUGAGCUGAAGAGGCAGGCCAAGAAGGAGGGAACAUACUACAUCCCGGCAGAACCCACGCUGGCAUUUGUUAUCCGUAUCCGGGGUAUCAACAAAGUUGCCCCCAAAGUCCGCAAAGUCCUGCAGCUCUUCCGCCUUCGGCAGAUCAACAAUGGAGUAUUUGUGAAGCUGAACAAGGCCACCAUCAACAUGCUGCGAAUCUGUGAGCCCUACAUCGCCUGGGGCUAUCCCAAUCUCAAGUCCAUCCGGGAUUUGAUCUACAAGAGAGGUUUCCUGAAGAUCAAGGGACAGCGCAUUCCCAUCACGGACAAUCUCCUCAUCCAGCGCAAGCUGAAAGUGAAGAGCAAUAUUCAGUGCGUGGAGGAUCUCGUUCAUGAGAUCUACACCGUUGGGCCCCACUUCAAGUACGCCACCAACUUCCUCUGGCCCUUCAAGCUCAACACUCCCAACGGAGGGUGGCGCAAGAAGAACAACCACUACGUGGAGGGAGGAGACUUUGGCAAUCGCGAGGACAAGAUCAAUGCUCUGCUCAAGAGGAUGGUCUAAGACAGGUUUUUCGUGAGGAAAAUAAAGCCAGGAGAAGAAUUUA
Messenger RNA from Phlebotomus papatasi, 879 nucleotides. It is a transcript of the gene RpL7, whose product is annotated as 60S ribosomal protein L7. NCBI's taxonomy places the organism in Eukaryota, Metazoa, Arthropoda, Insecta, Diptera, Psychodidae. The record is from RefSeq and is a predicted model, not a curated record. Gene Ontology annotation, cellular component: cytosolic large ribosomal subunit. Bases 78 to 836 code for a protein of 252 amino acids. The transcript has 3 exons. Gene Ontology annotation, biological process: maturation of LSU-rRNA from tricistronic rRNA transcript (SSU-rRNA, 5.8S rRNA, LSU-rRNA). Gene Ontology annotation, molecular function: structural constituent of ribosome; RNA binding.